Messenger RNA from Gossypium arboreum, 1914 nucleotides. Its product is annotated as disease resistance protein RUN1-like. The record is from RefSeq and is a predicted model, not a curated record. NCBI's taxonomy places the organism in Eukaryota, Viridiplantae, Streptophyta, Magnoliopsida, Malvales, Malvaceae. Gene Ontology annotation, biological process: defense response. The transcript has 5 exons. The coding region runs from base 1 to 1914 and encodes 637 amino acids. Gene Ontology annotation, molecular function: ADP binding.
AUGGGUGUUAAACAUUUGGGCUCUGGAAGUAAAAUCAUUAUAACAUCUAGAGAGAAACAAGUGCUUAAGAGUGGAGGAGCUGACACAAUACAUGAGGUGAAGGCAUUAAAUAAGAAUGAUUCUCUUCAACUUUUUUCUACCUUUGCAUUUAAGCAGUUGAAUCUUGACGUUGAUUUUCGAGAUCUAUCAUGCAAGUUUGUGGAGUACUCCCAAGGCAGUCCACUUGCUCUUAGAGUUUUGGGUUGUAAUUUAUAUGGAAGGACUAUAAAUGAUUGGGAAAGUGAGAUGGAGAAGCUAGGGGACUAUUCCCACCCCGAAAUUUUUGUGGUUUUGAAAAGUAGUUAUGAUGGGCUUGGUAUGGUAGAGAAGAAUAUAUUUCUUGACAUUGCAUGCUUCUUUAAAGGGGAACCCAUAAAAAGAAUAAAACAUGUUCUAAGUUGUUAUCGGGGUGUAGAGGAUGGAAUAAGCAAAUUGGUCAGCAAGUGCCUAAUUAAUAUCUCAUCUAAAGAUAUAAUAUCUAUGCAUGAUAUGCUUGAAGAGUUGGGAAAAGAUAUUAUUCGCCAAAAAUCUAAAACCCCUGGAAAGUGCAGGAGGCUAUGGAGUCAUGAACACAUUAAACGAGUGCUCAAAUAUAAUCAAAACCUUGCUAAUUUAAGGGAAAUUGACGUUUCAUUUUGCGAGAAUUUAAGGAAGAUGCCUAAUCUUUCAGGAGCCAUCAACCUUGAAGUCCUUCAUUGCGUUGUCUCUGUUAGUUUGGUUGAACUUUGGAAUGAAAAUGAUCAUAUAGAGCUUGUUAAUUUAAGGGAAAUUUACGUUGCAAAUUGCAAUAAUAUAAGGAAGAUAUGUAAUCUUUCGAGAGCCAUCAACCUUGAAAUCCUUGAUUGCUCUUACUGUGAAAGUUUGGUUGAAAUUGGGAAUGAAGGAUAUGAUAGUCUCAAGAAGUUUCCUCAGGUCCCUCGUCACUUUUGUUAUUUAGAUUUAUCAAAAAGCGGAAUAGAAAAAGUGCCGUUGCCUUUCGAUCCCCUAUGUAAUCUUCAGCACUUAGAUAUGAGUGGCUCAGCGGUCAAAAAUAUAUUGAUCAAGUUGGAAUCCCUUCUUAAACUGGAUCUUAGUGGUUGCCCAAAGGUCGAACUACUCUCAGAGCUUCCACCAUAUCUGAAAGUCUUGAGUGUAAAUAACUGCACAUCAUUAGAAAAAGUAUCCUUUGCAGAUCAAAAUUUAUAUCAGUUUGAUUCUUUAGAUGAUGAGUUUUGCAUUGAUCAUAACUUAUUGAUGCGAUUCUGUAAUUGCUUCAACUUGAAUCAAGAGUCAACUAAAAACAUCGAGGCAAAUGCCAUGCUCAAAAUUGAAUCCCUAGCUAAGGAAUGGGCAGCGACAUAUGGAAACGAAAUUUCAGCAAAUAAGUUCAAGGGUCGGAGCUUGAAUUCUUCCUUAAGUUUGAAGAUAGCCCCAAAUGGGGGUGGUGGCAGCAGAUUUUUGGUUUUUGCUAUUUGCCUUGUGGCUGACCCCACUAGCUUCUUUGAAUUUCAAUUACCUGAAUGUAUUUGUGCGUACCAACUUACAGCCGCUGGUGGUGGCAAUGUUGGUGGUGGUUAUGAAGAGCUAAUAAGUAAAAUAACUUUGGUAGACCUUCUUGAGCCAGAGCAGUACAUGGGUGAUUACGUGCUUAUUCUAUCUUGCAUGGACAUGGUUAUAGAAGACAAGAAUUAUGAGGAGGCAACAUCUGAAUUAUACAUCAGAAAUAGAAAUUGGAAUUUUAGUGGAGAAAAGGAAAUCAAGGUGGAGAGAUUUGGUGUUCAUGUAUUUUACGUGGAUGCAAAAAGUGAUACAGAUGCUACUGAAAAGAGAGUUGCUGGGAACAAAAGAAGCUUUAGCCAUGAUGGUGAAGAAGGGAUGGAGGACUUAAAAGAUUGA